Messenger RNA from Vanessa atalanta (red admiral), 732 nucleotides. RefSeq lists its product as uncharacterized. The record is from RefSeq and is a predicted model, not a curated record. The coding region runs from base 1 to 732 and encodes 243 amino acids. The transcript has a single exon. Lineage: Eukaryota; Metazoa; Arthropoda; Insecta; Lepidoptera; Nymphalidae.
AUGUGCGUUAAUAUAAAGCCGGGAGACCCCAUUCCCAAGAAAAUACUGUGCAACAAUUGCAAAGUAGGAACGAAGCGUACUACCCCUGCGAGAGCCAGUAGCCAUCCCUCUCCCAGCUCAGAUACAGAAAAUGCAGAGGACAAUUUCACAGACGCUGAUGAAAUUAAUUCUGAAAAAUCCCUCGAUCAUGAGAUAAGGCUGUUGCGAUUGGAAUUUUCUUCGGUAACCAGGGAGCUGUCGCGGCUUAGAACGACUAUAUCCGAAUUUAAUAAACGGGUUGACAGCGUCGAGAAACGCUUAGAUAAUUUCGAAAAAAUUAAUCAGGAGCGACACUCGGAAAUUGUCGAUAAAAAUGCGACCGAAACAAUUGCCCAACUGCGAUCCGAAUUGAAUGACCGUGACCAAGAGAACCUGCUAAACGAUAUCGAAAUCUCGGGUUUAGAGGAGAAAAAUGCCGAAAAUCCAACCAAUAUAGUGGUUUUAAUUGCAAAAAAAAUUGGGGUGCCACUGGAGGAACGCGACAUCGUCAGCGCUGAGCGUUGGGGCCCACGCCGUAUAAUAGCCGAUCACAGCAGCCAAACUCGGCCGCGGCCAAUUGUCGUGCGUCUCGCUCGGCGCGCCGUCCGCGACGAAAUGCUACGAGCCGCGCGCGUGCGCCGCGGCUGUGACUCUCGGGAAUCGUCGAGUCGGUGCCUAAGCGGUUUUAUGUUAACGAGCGUCUCACUCCGAUGA